CUGCGCAUGCCUCACAGAGGACGGGCUCUGAUGAGGAGGGCUGUUCGGUGUUAUAGGCACACCGAAGAACGUGAAUGUGACCGGCACUGGUAAUGCCAGUUCUAGCAAGAAGACCAUGAAUUCAUCACGUGAUCGAAAAACAGACCCUUUUUACAAACCUCCUGCUUCAGUGCAAAAAACAAGUGCUGAAAUAAUUAAUGAAGCCAGGAAUUCCUUGAGGACACUAAAAACUCAGCCUUUUACUCCCAGAGAGGACCAGAGGAAACUCUUUGGACCACUUUCAACAAGGACACCAGAAAGCAGACCCCCUUCUGCAUCCAGCUUACAUGCCUCCAGCUUUGAUUCCUCUGACUCAAGACCAGUGUCUGGAACACGUUUGAGUCCCUUGCCGAAUAAACCCAAGCUUCCUCUGUCUUCAGUCACAGAUGAUGGUAUUAUACAAACCAUUCCUCAACCACCUUCACAUAGCCCAGUACAGAAGCCCAGUAUAUCCCGUGCGCGCUUGUUUAGAGCUACAUCUCAGGGAAAUCUGUUGACCGACUCUGAAAUUCCUCAAGUGGAAGCAAAGAUUUCUGAAAACAAAAGGCUUAGUACAGAUUGCACCUCUGAAGAGGGCUCAACUUCCUUAUCCACAAAUAACCCCGCAAUCCAACUUCUUCAAAAUCUCAAUGUUACACCAGACCAUCAGAGAUCGCCAGAGAUGCCAAGCGUUUUCCACAAUAGGAAAAAACGGGGGGACAUUGGAAGCAUGAGCAGAAGCUUGCAAUGCACAACGAAAUCUGAUGACACUGCCCGAAAUUAUAACGCAGAAGCUGAACCUAUGAGUAACGAAACCGAGACAGAAUGGGAGACAGAUUACUGGAAUGAGAACAUAUCAGCAAUUCUUAAAGACCUGGAGGCAGCAGAGCAAGAUAAAAAUGUUGAAGACCUCUGCAGUCUAUGUGUCAGAUUGCAGAAGACCUUGGAAGAUGGCAAUAUGUUGGGCAAGCAAUGCAAAUGGCGAUCUAUAAUUCUGAAGACGAUGUACAAGCUGAUAGACAUUGGUUCUGAUGGACUCUGUCUUAACUUGGCCAAGCUCAUUUUAGCGCUUAAAGUGAGCGGCAAGAACCUCUUGAACAUCUGCAAGCUUAUAUUCAAAAUAAGCAGAAGCGAAAACAAUGAUCGUCUUUUCCAAAACGAUGACCUGUUGGGUGUGUUACUAGAGGUCCUACAGAAUGAAGAUGCCCAGGCUAACCGUGAAGCCUUCCUUUACUGUUUGGGAACUAUCAAAUUUCUGUCUGGGAAUACAGCUCUCCGUAGCGUGUUGCUUCGAAAACAAGCAGUGGAAAUUCUAUUGGAGUUAAUGAAGCAGAUCAUCCAUUUCAACAGCAGCCCAGAAAUGGUUUCUGAUAUGAGCCAUCUGGUAGUACAGCUGACUGCAACAUUACGGAAUCUUGCUGAUCUUUCACAGUCGAGGCUAAAGUUCCUUGCAUGCAAUGCCUUACUUGAUUUAUGUAUUCUUAUGGAGAUAUACAUUAAUGAUAAGGACGUCUGUACAAAUGUUUCACGGAUACUCAGCAAACUUUCUACAUACAAUGAUUGCUGCACAGCUCUAGCAGAUUGUUCCAAGUUUUACUCAGUGUCCUUAGCUGUACUGAAUAAACAUCCAAAGAAACAGGACCUUGUUGUUCGGAUAGCAUUCACGCUUAGUAACUUAACUGCCAAGACAAGUACAGCACGUGAGGAUUUCUAUAAAGUAAAAGGAAGCAUUACAACACUUAUACGUUUAUUACAUUUUUACUGUGAACUUGAUGUAAAGAUGCAACCAACAAAAUCUAUUCAACAAGAGAACCCUAAAAAACAGAAAAAACCUUCUGAAGUUGAGGAUAUGUUGAUAAAAUUAGUAAACCUGUUGGCCAACCUGUCUGUUCAUCCAAACGUUGGCAAAUAUUUGGCUGCUGAUCAAGACUGUAUUUCUCAUUUAAUUCAGGUUCUAGAGUACAAGUCGAUAGAUGAAUGUGAGGAACUGGUGAUCAAUACUGUAGCAACGCUCAGUAAUUUAUCUUUCUAUGAAAAUGACAGCUCUGCUAUUACCAAGAGGAGACUUGAGAUUUCCAAAUUGAUGUUCAAACUGCUGCUUUCAAAUAACAUGGAGGGAAUUCUUGAAGCAGCCCGAGUAUUUGCCAAUCUCUCUCACUACCAAGAUGUUCGGGACUUCAUUGUUGAGAACAGAGUGUAUAAAUUCCUAGUUACCUUACUGGACUCUAGCCACCAAAAUGUCUGCUACUUUGCCUGUGGGGUACUGACUAAUUUGACCUCCGACCGCAUUGGUAGAAUCCUACUGAAAGAAGAAGGGACAAUUACCAGGUUGGUGGAAUGUUUACGAGACUUUGGGCCCUCAGACUGGCAGCUGGCCACAGUGGUAUGCAAAGCUUUAUGGAACUUCAAUGAGGACGUAAAUGAGGCAGAAAUGGUUAUUGGUAAUGAAGAAACCAAUACACUUUUGAACCUCUUGGCUUCUUUUCUUGAUGAACAAAUCGCUGAGGAUUGCUGCUGGAAUGUAGAUUUACUGGAAUAUCAGAGAACAUGCUGGGAAGUAGAAUUUAAACCUGUGGCCAUAAAGCUCUUGGACAAAAUCCACCAUCAUCAUUCCCAUCUGGAACCUCUGCCUUUCUAGACUUUUUACUGAUUGCACAUGUGUACUGGAAAUAUUUGUGGAGAUUUUUCAAAAAAAUCCUAAUAAAAUGAAGUGACUCUACAAGUACAUGCUCAGUCUUCUCAACCCUAAGGCUGGGUUCACACUUGAGAACGCAGCGGCUCACAGCAGGAGUCUGAUGCGUCUCCAUUCACUAUUUCAGGUCCGAUUUCAUUCGGAAUUUUGGUCCGAAAAAGAAAAGACGCACAGGCCUCCUGUGCAAUUCGCACUGGAGCUACUGGUAUGUGUGAACCGGCUCCAUAGAGAGUCGGUCACAAUCUCCUGCUUCUAUCCGAAUUGACUGUGGAAAAACCUGCAUCCAAUUCGCAAUAGUGUGAACCCAGCCUAAAAGUUUCAAAUUGAUAUUGGCUGCUGUUUAACGGAAAUAUUUUUUUCUGGAAGUCUGCACUUUUUUUCAUACAAUCUAAACAGAGAAGUUACUAUUUAAAGUGGAGCUAUAGUUGGAAAAUUGAAUCAUGCUAGAUCAAUUAAGGCUGGCCCCCUUUGCAGGUAUGGGGAUGUAAACUAUUAAAAAUAAGUGUCUAUACUGUUUAAAGUGGAAGUAAACUCAAAGGCAUAAUAUGUAUCUAUAGGUAAGCCUAUAAUAAAGCUUACCUAUAGGUACUGUAAAUAUACCCUAAACGUGCAACGUUUAGGAGACAUUUACAUUGAAUGCAGCCGAUGAUGUCAUUGGCGCAUGAGCUCUGAAGAAACGGCCACCCAUGCUCUUCCUUCAGAUACCUGUGCCGUGAAUGACGGUUAGCUCGCGAACGCUUGGGAGUGACGUUAUUGCGGCUCCAGGCCAGUCACACUGCCGGAGUCCAUGGAUCCAAAAGGAAGAAGGGUGAAGAUGGACGCUGCCUCCAGCAGCUAACUGGAAGAUGGGCUAACUGGGACAACACAGAGAUUGCCGUUCCACAUUGCAUUGCGGGAGGGCUUUGUUUUCAGGUAAGUUUCACAUAAUGUGCUAUUAUGUGAUAGCACAUUAUGCCCUUGCCUUGCAGGCCUGAAAACAAAAAAACACCCAAUAAUACACUCUCUCACCCUGCUCUGCACAUGCUCAGUUUAUCUAUAUUUUAGGCACUGCUGAGUUUGAGGAGGCCGAUCUGCUGACCGAUUUAAAGCGGAAUUAAAUCCUUCUAUUCAACUGCCAUGGUACUCCACGUGUGAUCACAAGACACCAGCCAUUUGAUGGUUUGGUUAAGGACACAAACAAAUAUGACGACAGUUGGCAAUCCAGGCAUUUCAGGAAUGUAACUGUUUUUUUAAACCAUUAAACUGAUGGGUUUAGUUCCACUAUACAAUUUACUGCUGUUCAGGGGCUCUGGGCUUCAACAAAAUGGCAGUUUCCAGCAAGAACAGACUGGAGCAAUGCUGGAGACACUUUACAGCACACACUAGUUUUGGUAGCAUAAUUAAUGUGGAAUGUAUGUUCUUUGCUAAAGAACGUUGUUUUUUUUGUUUUGUUUUUAUCAUGUUGUUAUGGGUAAAGUUCCGCUUUAAUAACUAAUUUAAAUUAAAUGCAUUAUUUUCUGGUGGUGUUAAGAAAUAAAACUUUAUUUUGUUCAAUG
This is a messenger RNA of Rana temporaria (common frog), 4245 nucleotides long. It is a transcript of the gene ARMC2, whose product is annotated as armadillo repeat containing 2. Gene Ontology annotation, biological process: cilium organization; sperm axoneme assembly. The record is from RefSeq and is a predicted model, not a curated record. NCBI's taxonomy places the organism in Eukaryota, Metazoa, Chordata, Amphibia, Anura, Ranidae. Gene Ontology annotation, molecular function: protein binding.